Molecule: messenger RNA, 580 nt
Organism: Impatiens glandulifera
Lineage: Eukaryota; Viridiplantae; Streptophyta; Magnoliopsida; Ericales; Balsaminaceae
Exons: 3
Coding region: 108-413 (101 amino acids)
Biological process (GO): mitochondrial respiratory chain complex IV assembly
Cellular component (GO): mitochondrial inner membrane
Source: RefSeq, a predicted model, not a curated record
AAUAAGUUGAGAAGCACAAAUUGGACUUUGCGUUCUUCUCCACCCACCUUCUAACAUCCUUCAAUUUCAAAUCUUUCUCUAUAAUUCCGUCACCCUUUCGUUUCUAAAUGGCGGAAUCAAACGGAAAGACCAGCCUUGCAUCCAUCAGGGAAUGGGUUGUACAACACAAGCUUCGAACUGUAGGGUGCUUGUGGCUGAGUGGAAUAUCUGGAUCGAUUGCUUACAAUUGGUCUAAACCUGCCAUGAAGACCAGCGUUAAGAUCAUUCAUGCCAGGCUGCACGCACAAGCCCUUACUCUGGCUGCACUAGCAGGGGCGGCUGCAGUGGAGUAUUAUGAACACAAAUCAGGAGAGAAGGCGGUUCGUUACUCAAAGUUCAUUCAACUGGACACCACCCACUCACACAAAGACUGAUGAUGAAUUUGAAUCCUUUUGGGUUAUGGUUUUUAACUAAUUUCUUCUAGACUGGUUGGGUGGUGGGUGUUUAGCAUUUUGAUUUAGAACAAUCUGGCCUUCAUUUUGAAAAAUUGUAAAACUAUUAUUUUACUUGGUAAAAAAAAAAGGAGUAUUCUUGGAUGAUU